CAGGGACUCUCCUCCAUGGCCCCCUCCAUCCGCCUGUCGCCCGCCGCCCGCAGCCUCUUCGAUCAGCCGCUGGCCAUCGCCGUGCAGGGCCUGGGCCCGCGGCAGCAGGUCACUCUGCGGACGUCCUUGCGGGACGAGACCGGAGAGCUCUUCCAGGCCAGUGCCCUCUACCAGGCGGGCGACGACGGGGAGCUGGACCUCGCCCGCUGUCCUGCGCUGCCGGGAGGCAGCUUCUCCGGCCUGGAGCCCAUGGGGCUGCUCUGGGCUUUGCAGCCCCAGAAGCCUUUCUGGCGGCUGGUAAAGCGGGACGUGCAGAGCCCCUUCCUCCUGCAGCUGGAGGUGUUUGAGGGCCACGGGGAGCGCCACGGGCGGCUCCUGGCCCAGGCGCAGCACGAGCGGGCGUUCCUGCGGGACGGGGUGCGGAGAGUGCCGGUGCGAGAAGGGAGGAUCCGGGCGACACUUUUCCUGCCCCCCGGAAGUGGCCCCUUUCCAGGAAUUAUUGACUUGUAUGGAACUGGAGGAGGACUCCCUGAAUACAGGGCAUGCCUGCUGGCCAACCAUGGCUUUGCUGUGCUGGCUCUGGCUUUCUACAGCUAUGAAGAUCUCCCCAAAGGGAUGAAGGAAUUCCACCUGGAAUAUUUUGAAGAAGCUGUAAACUAUAUGUUACACCACACCCAGGUUAAAGGUCCAGGAAUUGGUUUGCUUGGACACUCAAAGGGGGGUGACCUGUGUGUCUCCAUGGCCUCCUUCCUAAAGGGCAUCACAGCCACUGCCCUUAUCAACGGCUCAGUGGCAAACGUGGGUGCGGUGCUCCGCUACAAGGACAUCACCAUUCCACCCCUUGGGAUCAAUCCAAAACGCAUCAAGGUCAGCAAGUCCGGGAUUGCUGAUAUUAUUGAUGUAUUGAACAGCCCACUAGAAGGGCCUGACCAGCAAAGCUUUAUCCCUUUGGAGAAGGCUCAGUGUUGCUUCCUGUUUAUUGUUGGCCAGGAUGAUCACAACUGGAAAAGUGAAUUCUUUGCAGUUGAGGGGAGCAAACGUUUGCAAGCUCAUGGGAAGGAAAAGCCUGAGAUAGUCUGUUAUCCUGGAGCAGGACACUACAUUGAACCUCCCUUUUUCCCGAUGUGUGCAGCCUCAAUGCACCUGCUAUUUGGCAAGCCUGUGAUGUGGGGAGGGGAGCCCAAGGCACACUGUGAGGCACAGAUAGAUGCUUGGCAGCAGAUCCAAGCUUUCUUUCGUAAACACCUCACAGGCGAGCCAUCUGGAACAUCCAGUAAGCUCUGAUAUGAAUUAGGUUACUUUACAGAUGAAGAUGCUGGUUUUGUUAAAUGUUCUGUUAAACUGUUUUGUUAAAUGGCUCAGAAUGAGAACAAGGAACAUCAGAGAAUAAGCUAUUAGGUUUCUUGGAGGGUGAUGGUUGGUGAAAGCAAGAAAGCAGCUUCCUUUUUAUACACUCCUCUAAUCUUGGUUAGAGGCCUUGGCCUCCUGUUCUAUGUAGUACAGGGUUAUAAGCUGGGGAAAACAAACGGUGGUAAGGCUGUGUGCUUUGAGUGUGAAUUGAAGUGGUAGGUAACUCAUCCAAGCUGAGAACCAGCAUGAAAACAUGCCUUGGCCUUGUCAGAGGAGAUGUAUGCCGAUGCCCAGCUUUGUGUUCUAGUUCCAGUAUUCCAGUUUUUCUGGAGGCAGUAAUCUGCCUUCAGUAAUGUUUCUGUUCUCCCUGUGCACUUCUCCCUCCUUUGUUGCUCCUUGCCCUUCUCUCAAACCACGAAAAAGCCUUAAAAAUAAAAUGCCUUAAAAAUAAAA
Messenger RNA from Agelaius phoeniceus (red-winged blackbird), 1803 nucleotides. RefSeq names its product acyl-coenzyme A thioesterase 1-like. NCBI's taxonomy places the organism in Eukaryota, Metazoa, Chordata, Aves, Passeriformes, Icteridae. Gene Ontology annotation, biological process: acyl-CoA metabolic process; fatty acid metabolic process. The record is from RefSeq and is a predicted model, not a curated record. Gene Ontology annotation, molecular function: fatty acyl-CoA hydrolase activity.